AUGUUCAUGAAGUGCUUACUAAUUUUUAUCCACCUACUGUGCCUUUUCGAUAUAUCAGAAGCUUGCAGUUGUUCAAAGAUAGAUUACAAGCCAUACUCAAAACGAGUAAGGUUUUUAACAAGAUUACCGAAUUCGAAGAAGAUCCGCAAUCUCGCUUUGAUUGGUUCCUACUCUUCAUUGUCCUACAUGGCCAACCUCGAAGAAUCUCGAGCCCAGGAGCUCACGAUGGACCAGCAGUUAAAAUAUGGAGUGAGAUUUUUUGACAUCGGAGUGAUUCCGAAAUCGAAGUCAUUAGCAGUUUACCUAGAUGAAGAGACACCGUGCAUAGAUUUAGUAGAAGGACUAGAUCCAAUCGAACGCUUUCUUAAAGACAAUCCCGGCGAAAUUGUGAUGGUACAUUUUGCCCAAGUGUUUCCUUUGAGUAUCAACGUUACUAAAGGACUUUGUGAUAUUCUCAAUUCAUUGCGGGAAAAUGGCGUCGGGAAGCGCUUUGUCACUAAUUGGACACUUGAAGACCCCAUUGGAAAACACCGCGGUAAAAUUCUGCUGGCUAGCUUGGACUUUGCCUUCUACGGAUGCGCUUUUAGCUUGAGAAGCGAGUGCAAUAUAAAUUACGAUUUCGUUAACAGAUAUGAAAGUCCAAUCACUGAUUUCAGGGAAAAAUGGGAAAGCAUUAUUAACUUGAUUAGAGCAAGUUUUUCAGGAAUCGAAAAAUGUUACGUUAACAACAUGAGUUUAAUCGAUGGUAAACACAGCCGACGUGCUAUUUCAAAAGAUGGUGGUUAUAAAUAUGAAUAUUCUUGCAUUAAGCCAAUCAAUCAUUUGAUUGCUCAAAAUUUUAAAAAACCGAGUCGUCGACUCGUUAUUGUUUUGAUGGAAUUUUUGACUCAAAAUGCAAUUGAUAAAGUAGGCGACUCUAAUUUUGCCCCCAAUAUAAAAUGGCGUUUUUCGUGA
Cotesia congregata is the source of this 954-nucleotide messenger RNA. NCBI's taxonomy places the organism in Eukaryota, Metazoa, Arthropoda, Insecta, Hymenoptera, Braconidae. The record is from the annotation of a GenBank genome assembly.